Messenger RNA from Eruca vesicaria subsp. sativa (arugula), 1243 nucleotides. The record is from the annotation of a GenBank genome assembly. NCBI's taxonomy places the organism in Eukaryota, Viridiplantae, Streptophyta, Magnoliopsida, Brassicales, Brassicaceae.
CACAAACUUUCAAAAACAUGUUUUGGCCUUAAAACUGGUUCAUCUCCCUUGAUCUCUGUAAUUAUCUCUGCCAAUCGGCUACGGACUCGAACCAGCCGGAGCAAAUCUCCAUAACUCAAUCUUCUGAAACAAGUUUUGUUCUGGACAAAGUGGUUGGGAAUAGCCAUGUUUGCACAAGAUUCAUUAUCAAGAGAAGCCCUUGAGAUGAAAUUUGGUCAACUUCAUGUUGAUUAUGAUUUACAAGCUGAGGAGUUAAGUGUUCUGCUAGACAGGGUCAAAUCAGCUUCAGAAAGCUUGCACUUUUUGAGGUCAAAAGCUAGAAUCUUGGCCGUUCCUGGUCUAGCUUCACUCGGUGCUGAACAGGUAGAGCUAGAAGAUGAUGGUUCAGUUUCUGAAGUGGACAAGGACAUCAGUCUUGAAGAUACGUUUACUGAGACUAGCAAGAACCAAGAUUCCUUGGUUACAGAGGAUGGAGCUUGUACAUGGAAGAUGAUCCAGUCUAUACAGAUGGUUGCUGAAGUGCUGGAGUCUCUUCUGAGGAGGGUCACAGCGGCAGAAUCUGAAGCGUCGUUUCAGAAGGAGAGGGUGAUUAUAGGGGAAGAAGAGAUUAGAAGGAAGACAAUCCAGAUAGAGAAUUUGUCAUUGAGGUUAGAAGAGAUGAAACAGAUUGUACAUGAGAAUAAAGAUGUUCUCGAUGAAACAGUGGAGAUAAUUAAGAAACUGGUUGAAGAUAGUAUGAGAGAUAGGGAAAAAGCUGUUGAAAAUGAAGAGGAGCUCCGUCGUGUGAGGACAGAGUUUGAGUCACUUAGAAAUUACGUGAAUACUUCCACCAAUGCUGUAGAAACGCUUCUUUCAUCGGAGAGGCAGUUCCAGACUAUUGAAGCACGGUUGGUUGCUAAGUCAGCACAGCUGGAAGGCGAGAAAGCGCAGAAAGAGGUAGAAGUUCAAAAGCUGAUGGAGGAGAACGUGAAGUUAACCGCACUUCUUGACAAGAAAGAAGCUCAGAUUCUGGCCUUGAAUGAACAAUGCAAAUUCAUGGCUUUGAAUCCUUCAAACAUCUGAUUCUCCAUCAUUCAUCUCUUGGCAAAAGAGAGGAUCAUUUGACAUAGCAGCCGUACUUAAUUUGCUAUGGCCCAUGGGAUUCUUAUGUUGUUCUUUGGUAACUCUGUACAAUCAUGGCUUUGAAUAAGCAAGUAAAGUUAUCUGUUGGCUGCUCAUUUGCUAAAUAGUUUUUGCUUCUCUA